AAUCGGAAACAGGCUCCAGGCUCUGAGCCAUCAGCCCAGAGCCCGACGCGGGGCUCGAACUCACGGACCGUGAGAUCGUGACCUGGCUGAAGUCGGACGCUUAACCGACUGCGCCACCCAGGCGCCCCAUCUUCCGGCUUUUUAAACUGCAAGAGGCAGCGUUCAUCCGGAUCAAACGCGGCGCGCUAGUGACGCAACGCUGCGCCGGAAGCGCGAGCCGUAGGCUGCUGGGUUCCGUUAUGGCGGCUGCUGGGGCACGCUGGAACCAUGUGUGGUUGGGCACCGAGACCGGGAUCCUGAAAGGGGUGAACCUUCAGCGCAAACAGGCGGCGAACUUCACGGCGGCAGGACAGCCGCGGCGCGAGGAGGCGGUGAGCGCCCUGUGCUGGGGCGCGGGCGGCGAGACUCAGAUCCUGAUGGGUUGCGCCGACAAAACAGUGAGGUACUUCAGCACCGAGGAGGGCAGAUUCCAGGGCCACAAGCACUGCCCCGGCGGGGAGGGCACGUUCCGAGGCCUCGCCCAGGUCGACGGCACCCUCAUCACAUGUGUGGAUUCUGGGAUUGUCCGGGUCUGGCGUAACAAUGACAAGGAAGCAUCCUCUGACCCACUCCUGGAGCUGAGUGUGGGUCCUGGGGUGUGCAGGAUGCGCCAAGACCCAGCACGCCCGCACGUGGUUGCCACGGGUGGGAAAGAGAAUGCUUUGAAGGUGUGGGACCUACAGGGGUCGGAGGAGCCUGUGUUCAGGGCCAAGAAUGUACGGAACGACUGGCUCGACCUGCGGGUUCCCAUCUGGGAUCAAGAUAUACAGUUCCUUCCUGAAUCUCAGAAGCUUGUCACCUGCACAGGGUACCAUCAGGUCCGUGUCUACGAUCCAGCCUCUCCCCAGCGUCGGCCAGUCCUAGAGGCCACCUAUGGAGAGUAUCCACUUACGGCCAUGACCCUCACUCCCGGGGGCAAUUCAGUGAUCGUGGGCAACACUCAUGGGCAGCUGGCAGAAAUUGACCUUCGGCAAGGGCGCCUACUGGGCUGUCUGAAGGGGCUGGCAGGCAGUGUCCGAGGAUUACAGUGCCACCCUUCAAAGCCCCUACUAGCCUCCUGUGGCUUGGACAGAGUCUUGAGGGUGCACAGGAUCCGGAAUCCACGGGGUCUAGAGCAUAAGGUUUAUCUCAAGUCUCAACUGAACUGCCUCCUCCUGUCAGGCAGGGAUGACUGGGAGGAUCAGCCCCAAGAGCCUCAAGAGCCCAAAAAGGCGGCCCUACAAGACACAGAGACAGAUGAACUUUGGGCCUCCUUGGAGGCAGCCGCCAAGCGGAAGCUCCCUGAUUUGGAGCAGACCCAAGGGGCUCUCCAAACCAGACGGAGAAAAAAGCAGCGGCCUGGAUCCACCAGCACCUGAAGAGCCUGUGCUCACUUUGUAAAUAAACAGUUUAACACCCA
This is a messenger RNA of Panthera uncia (snow leopard), 1438 nucleotides long. RefSeq names its product WD repeat domain 74 (gene WDR74). Bases 240 to 1397 code for a protein of 385 amino acids. Gene Ontology annotation, biological process: ribosomal large subunit biogenesis. The record is from RefSeq and is a predicted model, not a curated record. Gene Ontology annotation, molecular function: protein binding. Gene Ontology annotation, cellular component: preribosome, large subunit precursor; nucleolus. Lineage: Eukaryota; Metazoa; Chordata; Mammalia; Carnivora; Felidae. The transcript has 11 exons.